AACUAUGCAAACAAUGAAUAUUGCCAACGAUUGUAUUUAACAAUAUUAAUUACAGCGGUUACGAUCAUGAAUUCCGCGGCGACGAGGUGCGGCCACGCGGUUCGAGCAGGGGUUGUAGAAGUUCCACGGAAAAACCUUAAUUCCGGAGCGCAGGACUUUCCCACCACCUUUCCGCGUUCAUGCAGAGACUGUCACGGUUCUCCCAUCUGCACCCACCCCGGACGGACGAGCUGCCGUGGCAAGCAGUCGGCUUCCUUCGUAGGGACAUGCGCAGCGACCCGCGGAACGACAGGUGCGCGCCGUUCGCCACGAAUUGCUUAGUUUCGGGUAAGCGUACGAAUCGGUCGUAUCGCGUUCACGCCGUCUCGUCUCUCAGGUCACAUCGGUCGCUGCUUCUCUCUCUUUCCUAUACCCUUAUAGCGUUUCUCGCUCUCUCGUUGCGGUUUUUCGGUCCAGACGCAUUCGACGCGUUUCGAACGCUGCACGAUCGCAGCCGCGCCGUGCGACCUCGGAUCACGACGACACCUGACACGGAUACACCAAAGGGAUCGUUCCUCGAAUUACCCCAUCGAGAAUCCUUCGAGUUCGCUGCUUCCUUGUGUUCCGACUGACACGCUUUUAGCCAGCUAGGGGAACGGUUCCUGGCGGUUCCAACGGGUCGCUCCCGACGGAAUUCCGACCGUGACGCACUCGAAAGGUGUAUCCUUCCGGAGCUACCGCCGGAAUCCUCGACUCUUCCGCUUCCCCGAGCUCGUGCGGGCUUUCUGCGCUCGGAAUCAGAUGUCCGGCAGACCGAUCGCGGACCUCUGCCAAAGAACCACGGAUCCAGCGGUCCGAACCACCGGUUGUCCAGCUACCAUAGGACCGGUGUGAUCAUCGGCGAACUCUGCGACGCAUCGAGUUCCUCGGUAGCUGGACUGGACCGUAAAUAUAUCGCGGUACUGUCGGUGUGUUUAGCGCGUGUGAAGAUCAGGAUAGAGCGCCGUGAAGAGAUAGAUCACGGUGGAGUGGUGAGACGAAUGUGGUGCGUGAAGUAUUGAAUCGUGGUUCGUUCGUCGUCAGUUGCGAGGAUGGCUGGUAGACCGGAUUUACAGAACAGGACUAGGGGGAAGGACGCGGUCGCCACGAUUUUCCUGCUGCUUCUCGCGCAGUUUCAGCUUCUUCGAGACGUCAAAGGGAGCAGCGAGCCGUGGUUGAAGAGCGAAAAGCAAGCCGAGCUAGGAACAGAGGUGCAGCUGCCCUGCGUCCUAAAAUUGCCGCAAUGCGAAGGACUUCACAGCAUCAAAUGGUAUCGCGGCGCGACGCGUAUCUUCAUUUUCAGCGAGGAUGGCGGAAUAACACGCGGCAACGACGACAUCUCUGUCAGGUCGGAUAUAGAGUACAUGACAAAUUCAUCGAAAACUUUCUUGAAGAUUACGGAAGUCAAGAUAGAAGACGAGGGACUCUAUAAGUGCGAGGCUACAUACUUGGCAGUGAAUCGCGAGUGCAACAACGUUCAGCAUAUCACACUCAACGUCACUGUGCAACCUGCAUUUGUACGUGUCAUCGACGAAACUACGAAGAACACGUUAAGCACCGGCACCACUUUAGGACCAAUAAACGAAGGUUCGAUGGUUUCCUUGUACUGUGAGAGCGGCGAAGGAAAGCCAGUGCCUUUGGUCGAAUGGUUUAAAGGCGACCAACCGCUAGAAGCAACUAGUACGACAACGGUCGCUGACAACGGUGUAGGCACCGGGAGUAGCUUACUGCAGAUGCAUAUCACGCGUGACGAGCUGGGCGCAACUUUCACGUGCAAAGUUAACAGCAUAGCACUCGUCGAACCACUCACCGUCGACGUCAAACUGGAUGUUCACGUGCGACCUCUGAAGAUGGAUUUAAACGGAGUGGUAGGCCACGCCGUGCAAGGAACGAAGAUCCUACUUCAGUGCACCGUACGAGCAGCGAGACCAGCUGCGAACGUCACCUGGCAGAACGGCACCGACUACUUGAACGAAAGCAACGACAGAUUCGAGAUGUUCGAGACGAAAGUGCACGAGAAUGACGAUGGCACGUCGGAAACUAUAAGUUACCUAGCUUUUACCGCCUCGGAAUACGAUAACGGUAGAACGUUCAAGUGUUACGCCGAGAACUCGGUUACACGUUCCGACAACCUGGAACCGAUGAAAGAGACGACUACGAUUGAAGUUUUAUAUCCGCCGAUAAUUCGAAUGAGACCCGAAAACAUCACCGUCAACGAGACCGAAAAUUUCAUAUUAUUUUGCGACUACGAAGCCAACCCAGCUACUUUGAUAAAAGUAACAUGGUUACGAGACGACGAGGAAUUAGUUUUAACCGACGACCAUUACGACGGUGGGACUUCGGAGCAAACGGACCUCACCGUGAAAAAUGCAACACCUAGCGAUCAAGGCACUUACAGAUGCAUCCUAGACAAUAACAUUGGUCCAUCCGUUUCGGAAGACGUCAUUGAGGUCUCCGUGUUUUAUAAACCUGUGGUCGAAGUGAUAAUGGAUCCGGAGGCACCUGUAAACGAGGCGGACCGUUUGAACGUCUCUUUGACCUGCGAAGUUGCUUCUGGAAAUCCAGCGAGCCUGACCGCGGUCCGAUGGUAUUUGGACGGGCACCUGCUGAAAGAACUUCCGGAUUGCACGAGAAAUAGCACCGCGACCACCACGACCACCGAGGAAUCUUUAAUUUUCUGCGAUAUCGAUCCGAGCAAGUUGCUGUUGGAAGCAGUGGGACGUUCCUUUCACGGGAACUACUCUUGCGAGGGCAGAAACGACGCUGGCUGGGGACCACUUUCGCCGAGUGCGCCUGUUAUAGUCCAUUACAAACCAGGCCCGGCCUCGAUCUCGUACGAACCUCAGCAGGUAAUAAAGAAGCGACCGUUGACCAUCACGUGCUUCGUCCUGGACCCAGGACGCCCAAAGGUAGUUGGCUUCAAAUGGUUACGAGGCCUUCACAGACUUCCGGAUGAAAACGACGCCACCCUUACCAUCGAAUCGGUUAAUUUGGAAACUGAAGCGAACUUUACUUGUCUCGCUUACAAUGAAGCCGGCGACGGGGAUCCGGCCACCACGUUUAUCGACGUGUCUGCGGCGCCAGCCUUUAUCAAGAAACUGCUUCCUUAUCACGGGUACGUGUACAAUUCCCCGAACGUUAGCAUCAUGUGCUGGGUCGAGUGCGCGCCAAUUUGCAAUAUUUCCUGGCUGAAGGACGGCAUACCCAUGGAUUUCUCUAAAACGAAUCGAUACUAUCUGUCGAACGUUCAUCAUCCGCCCGAUCCACAAACGAACGACUUUGAGAGUAUCCAGUCGACCCUGGUGUGGAACUUGACCGCCUGGUCGGGCGGACAGCUCGACAGGGUCGAAGACAACGUCAAAUUCACUUGCGAGAGCACCAGCAACGGCAUCGGUCCUGGAGUCAAAAGCAGCACUCAUUUUCACGUGGAAUUUCCCCCGGAGAAUAUGACGAUCUCGAGGAAAAUAAUAAACGUCAUCGUCGACACGAUACCGGAAACGGUGAACUGCAACGCGAAGGCGCAUCCGGAGCCGACGUUCCGCUGGUUUCGGGAGGGCUCCACGGAUACCAUCGUCGAAGGUCGUGUUCUCGAUUUGAAGGUGCCCGUGCCGCGAAGGAGCAGCGGAACUUACUACUGCGAGGCCCUGAAUCGCCACGGAAGCAGAAACAUCUCCAUGGUCAUGAAUGUUCAAUUUAAGCCCGAAUGUCACGUGGAAAAGGAACGAAUAGACGGCGAGGAUUACGUGGUGUGCUCUGCGAUAGCUAAUCCAAAGGAGACCGAUUUCGUUUGGGCAUUGAAGAAUGACAACGACACGUUGGAACAGAUCGCCGAGAUGCGAAAUGGGAAAAGCUACAUUCGACUCGAUACAUCGGUGACAAAUUUCCGGACAUACGUUUGUAUCGCGAACAAUUCUAUUGGCCAGUCCACCCCAUGCGAACGGGACGUUCCAGCUCACCAUGGACACAGAAGUCAUAUACCGUGGUGGCACCAAUUGGAAGGGAAUCUCCUUUUGAUCGUCAUCGUGGCUGCGGUCGUCCUCAUACUUGUGAUAAUAAUCAUCUGCGUGGCGAUCUUCAUCGUCUGCCGACGCAAACGUAGCCAAAUGAAAUACAGUAAUCGGGUGGUCGAGCUGGAGGAACGCGAACAUCCCGACGGUGGGCCACCGAGUCCUACGGUGUCCUCGCACUCGACCCAGGCACCUGUGCAUCCGACACCGGCGCCAAGGUGGCCGUUGAAGCCUGGCGUGCUGGUGCACAUCAAUCGGAGCCACAGUCUGCGAUCGGGUCUCAGCGUUCGUGCCAGCGAGACCCUGCGAAACGAACUGAUCGCCAGACGACGCGACGAGCCGAUGGCCGAUCGAUUCCUAAUGGAAACGACGAUCGUCAAAGUGCCAGCCAAAGUGUUCCGCAGGAGGAAGGAGAACGCGCGGAGGAGUCUGACCGUCUCUAGUCUGCAUGACGACGGUAUGAUUGCCAGGGCUAAUAAGAUUAAAGCCAUGUUUGGAGUACAGCUUAAAGAGCAGGCCACUUUGCCAGGCAUUUCCAGAGAGAAGACAGCUGUGACUUACAAAAGAAUAGCGCCACGGCAGCGGAUAUUGCAUGCGGAAUCAUCGUGCGAAUUGAAUCGUGGCAACGUUUCCCGUAAGCGGAAAAAACCUGGCGCAGAUCCCAAUCAAGCUGCGAAUAACAAUCACGUGAACAGCGUGUCGGAGGGUCUUCCCGAGCCCGGGGCAAAGACGUUUUACGAAAACCUGCCUUUCCACGGGAUCCAAACGCCGCCUAACAAGUUGGUUUCCCGUAUGUUUACCCGAGUUUCGGCUUUGCAUGGCACGUUGCAUCAUUCCGCUCCGACUUCGCCGUGUUCAUCACGUCCGCUGAGCAGAACGGCAUCGCUCUGCGACGGUAGCUCCGGUUACGAAUCGACCAGGAGUCACCUAGGGCCUCACUAUAGCGAUUACAACAUGCCUAGGAAUAACUCACCUGUGCCUAGAUACAAUAGCUUGAAGCCACGUCAAAGGAAGCACAAACGCUCGCAGUUCUACUCGCUAAGGCUCUGUAGCAGGCACGAGAACGCUCACAGGAAGUAUCAGCUUUACACUAUACCGAUAUACAGGUGUCCUCACAAAAACGGCAGCACGAGCACGUUAAACACUAUCGUCAGGUCGAACACGCCGUCUCUGACGACGCACGAGUCGACCGAACGCGAGUCGAAUCGCUCGAUUUCAGCUGCAUCGACGACCACUCCACCGGUCCCAGCGCCACGGAAAUGCAAGAAAACGGAUCCCUCGAAACACACUUAUCAGAACGUCCCUCCUCCCGUUUUUCCACCGAAAAACGCUUCGCUGCCUAAGACUAAGACCGACAGCCUAUACAACUACAAAGAACACUAUCAGCAGCAGCACCGGCAGGAAAUGCAGCAGUACAGCUACCCGUUACCGAGCAACAGUUCGAGCCAACUAACACUGCCACUAACGCGCAGCCUCUACCAUUCCUCGAUAGUUAGCCCCUUGCAGACCUCCUUCGUUCACGCUAACAAUCGUUCGUCCACCCUGACGCAUCACGAGACCGUCAAUCACCUGUCCGCGGUGCAUCCGGACGAGGAGCAACAGAACUACACGAACCACGACGCGAGGCAACAGCGUCGCCACGCGAAUCGUGGGAACGAACGUGGCCAAAAAUACAGGAAGCACAAACGCGGCGAUCGCAAGCAGAAACAAAGGCGGGCGGACGCGAGGAGAUCGGAGGCGUACACCGCGCCCGCCUGCGAGACCAGCUUCCACCAGGUGCAGGAGCUCGGUAUACCCGAGACGUACAAAAUCUCUUAUCCCCAUUACUACGAGGACGACAUCGCGGAGUGUCCUACCGACUAUCACAGAUCGAAUCCGAAUUCACGGCCGCAGAUCUGGGAGCGACAGACGUACCGUUGCCCAGCUGAGAGCACGCAUUACGCGGACCCUGGGGACGCGAAGAACCGCAACAAGCCGAAGAGAGUGUUGACGAAUCUCGGUGACGGACGUUCGCCGUCCGCGCCGACGAUAAUGCAGUACGCCGAGCUCCACUUUCGGGACGUCGGUCAGGAGAUCGAUGUCUAAAAAGCCCUUCAAGCCGGAAUUUUCGGAUCUCGACUACGCCGACGUGGACUACCGAUCAUACGGGCCGAUCAACUACAAAGCUGCCAGCAUCGCGCUCCUUCAGAAACAGCAGGCUCAGAAGCUGCAGCAGCAGCAGCUUC
This is a messenger RNA of Hylaeus anthracinus, 6250 nucleotides long. It is a transcript of the gene nrm, whose product is annotated as hemicentin-1. The record is from RefSeq and is a predicted model, not a curated record. The transcript is spliced from 24 exons. NCBI's taxonomy places the organism in Eukaryota, Metazoa, Arthropoda, Insecta, Hymenoptera, Colletidae. The coding region runs from base 1071 to 6110 and encodes 1679 amino acids.